GCAUCGCAAUUCAGUUCGAUUUGAUCAUGUUGAGCGAAGAGCAGUUGAGUUUCUACUCGAAAAAUGGGUAUCUGAUGCUGGAUUCAGUGUAUACAUCGGAGGAGAUUGAAGAGUGCAGCUUGGAAUACAAUAAAUUAUUCCAAGCCAAACAAAAUACCAGCAAAUUAGAAGCGACGUGGAAAGGUGACUGGACGCCAUCAUCAUCUUCAGACGCUCUAAAAGUAUUAUCAAUUCACAAUUUGCAAUGUCAUGGUGCAGUCUUUACGCGAAUGCUACUGAAUCAACGUUUGGUAGAUGCUGUAUCUGAAUUGAUAGGCAGUCCUAAUGUUCUGCUACAUCAUACUAAGGCUCACAUCAAGCCUCCAGGUGUAGGCGCACCAUUUCCUACCCACCAGGACUACCACUACUUCCCAUUCAAAAACGAUUCCAUGGUGGCCGUAUUUAUUCACUUAGACGACAGUGACGUCGAAAACGGUGGAUUGGCUGUCUUUCCCGGAUCGCAUAAACUCGGUCCUCAGGACAAUGCUUCUAAUGUUCCGACCCAUUUCUACGUAUCGCAAACGAAAUUUCCUUUAGAUGAGGCAACGCCCAUAAUUGCCAAGAAAGGGCAGGUGGUCAUUUUCUCGUACCUGUUGGUUCAUGGAAGCUAUCAAAAUACUUCGGAUCGUAUCAGGCGAAUGCUUCUCUUUCAGAUGAUGUCAGCAGAGGAUGAACCAUUGGAAAAGGUACAUUUGUCUCCGUGUCAUGGAAUGGUUCUGCGUGGAGUUAACGUUAAACAUAAUGCAGACAUUGACAAGCGUCAUCAAUCUUAAAUUAGGGGUAAUGAAAGACA
Bradysia coprophila is the source of this 832-nucleotide messenger RNA. Its product is annotated as phytanoyl-CoA dioxygenase, peroxisomal-like. Gene Ontology annotation, molecular function: phytanoyl-CoA dioxygenase activity. Lineage: Eukaryota; Metazoa; Arthropoda; Insecta; Diptera; Sciaridae. The record is from RefSeq and is a predicted model, not a curated record. Gene Ontology annotation, biological process: fatty acid alpha-oxidation.